AUGGGAGAUAACACAAGCACAAGUAAAGAAGAUAUAGAACUUCAAAAUGGAGAGAUACUAGCAUUAUCGUCAAUCUAUCAAACUUCAUUCAUUGAUAAGGAUAAUGAUAGUGAUCAUCAAGACUACUAUACUAUUAUGAUCACUCCACAAGAGUUUAAUGAUAUCAAUGAUAUUGGAAUUGAUGAAGAUGGCGACGAUGAUUAUAAAUUACACUUUAAAUUUAAAUAUUGUAAUGGCUAUCCAUCAAAGAAUGCACCGUUGCUACAGGUCAAGGGUAGUUGGCUUCACAUUGAACAUUCAUCGUUGUUGGUCGAUUACCUUGCAUCACUGUGGUCUCUUAAUGAACCAUCGAUAUUCUCAAUGAUCAAUUGGUUGAUAGACUCUAGUAUAACCUAUCUCUCUGAAAUGGUUCCACAAGUAUACCUCAAUAUUGCAACCAACAUUAAAUUACAAGCACAACUUCAAAAUGAAUCGUCCAAUAAUACCUCUCCACGAAAUUCAAUUAGUCCAACAUUAGAAUCAUCUCAAUCACAACAACAAAAGAAGAAGCAAUGUCCAACUAUUUAUACUGGUAUUGCUGUAACUGAUAAAAAAAGUAAAUUCCAAGCUCAUUUGGCAAUAGUUCAUUCUGAAGAGGAUGUACAAACAGUUUUAGAUAAAUUAAUGGAAACCAAGAAAAUUGCAGAAGCAACUCAUAACAUGUAUGCAUAUAGAAUUAAAUUACCAAAUGGUCAAAUUGACGAAUUAUAUAAUGACGAUGGUGAGGAUGGUGCAGGAGACAAGAUGUUAUUCACAUUGAAAGCAAAUCAUUGUGAAGAUGUAUUGGUAGUUGUUACUAGAUGGUUUGGUGGAAUACUUUUAGGAGGUGCAAGAUACACCCAUAUUAUAAAUGUUACAAAGGAUAUGGUGAAUGCUCGUCUAUCAAAUUCACUAUUACAAUUUAAAUCACCUCUAAAUAAUUAA
Cavenderia fasciculata is the source of this 963-nucleotide messenger RNA. RefSeq names its product impact protein. Gene Ontology annotation, biological process: regulation of translational initiation. Lineage: Eukaryota; Evosea; Eumycetozoa; Acytosteliales; Cavenderiaceae. Gene Ontology annotation, molecular function: protein binding. The coding region runs from base 1 to 963 and encodes 320 amino acids. The transcript is spliced from 3 exons. Gene Ontology annotation, cellular component: cytoplasm. The record is from RefSeq and is a predicted model, not a curated record.